This is a messenger RNA of Prosopis cineraria, 804 nucleotides long. RefSeq lists its product as uncharacterized. Bases 39 to 374 code for a protein of 111 amino acids. NCBI's taxonomy places the organism in Eukaryota, Viridiplantae, Streptophyta, Magnoliopsida, Fabales, Fabaceae. The transcript has a single exon. The record is from RefSeq and is a predicted model, not a curated record.
CUCCUUCCUCUUAAAACCCUCAACCACUUUGUGCGUUCAUGCAGUGCUCAGACUACAAAGACAAAACAGAUCGAUCAAGAGAGAGGCUGUGUGAUUGUGAAGGAAGCUUAGCUUUAAUGGAGAAAAGCAAGUCCGUUGGUGAGUCGUCAUGCUCUUACGCGGAGUUCAAUGGCUUCGGAGAGAGAUCCAACUCUUACAACUUCAACGGGCCGACGCAGAAAGGGAAUGGCUUCUACGCGUCCAGUGAUCCAGAGUUCAAGAGGAAGAAGAGGAUCAAAGCUUAUAAUGGCUUCACCGUGGAAGGCAAGCUUAAAUCCCGUGUCAGGAACAGCUUCAAGUGGAUCAAGAACAAGUUCACCGAUACCAGCUAUUAAUAAUUACCUUCAUCUCUAUAUUUAAUACUUAAUCUGGUAAGGUUUCUGAAUUUGCUGUCAGAUUUUUCAAUAAAAAUCUUGCGAGGUAAUGUUGAAACUGUACAAAAAGAAAAUUACUUAUCAUGUUUUUAUUCAAGAAUCUGAUAUAUAGCAAACCCCAUAAGAUCUCAGCUCUGAAAGGUAACAGUAAGGAAGAAAAAAGGGAAAGGUUUGUCAGCUGUAAAAGUUGUUUGUGUUGGACAUAUUAUGUCAGCUGUAAGAGAUUUUAUAUACAUAAAGAGAAACCUCAAUAUAUGUUGCUGAGGUGGAAUAUGAAAUGUUGGAGCUGAGAACAUGGGAUAGAUUAUAAGGGUUUAAUUGUGGGGUGUUUUUGUAUAACAGGAGAGGAUUAUGAAACACUAAUAAAGGCAAGUAAUGCUUAGUGUUCUAA